CACAAGCGAGUGUCUCUUGAGCUAGCGCGAGUCCGAGUUCAGUUCAGCAGCAUACAUAGGAGCUUUGUCAAUUGAUGCUCUCUAACUUCACUACAUAGGAACAACGCCUCUUUCGACCAAGCUCGCAGCCACAACCGACCCGUUCAGAACGUCAUUGAGGCUCUACUGGAAACUCAGCUUCGUACUCUGUUGUUUUUGCGUUGGAUUGACAUUUUUAUCACGUCCCUCUCUUUGCGACGUCGCAAGCAUCAUGGUGCAAGCCAAGGCCGACUCGCCGACCCUCUCCCCGCCGUGCAUCGUCGUGCUGCUUCCGGACGGCUCGGCGCGCCUCUACGACGACGCGCGUCUCACGGCGGCAACAGUGCUCGCCGACUUCCCCCGCCACCUCCUCCUCUCCACCCUCAGCAGCGCCACGCCGCGCACCCCCUUAUCCCCCGCGACGCCCCUCAAACCCGGGCGCACGUACUUCCUCCUCGCCGAGACGCGGCGCCCGCGAAAUGCGGCGGGAGCUGCGGUGGAAGUCUCCGUUUCUGCCUUGGACGGUCAAUUCCCCGUCGUUUCUGCCUUCCAUCCGGAUGGUGAAUUCCCCGACGAAGAGUCCCCGCCGACCUUCCGCAAGUCGCGGACAUUACCCUCCAAACGCGGGUCCGCGCGUCCGGAUGCGCCGAAUGCUCCGCAGAGGGACUGGGGAUUUGGCCACGACUUGAGCUCCGAGCUGUAUUCAGCUAACGUAGUCCCGGCCGGCCCCGCGGGGAACUACUACGACGGGCGGAGGUCGUCCGAAUCUUACGGCCCGCUUUCCCCGCUUUCGGCACUGUCUCCCUACUCUCCCCCGCUCUCCGACGGUGGGAUUGUGACUCCCACUCCGGGGGGAUAUCGUGACGCGCGGCUGCCGACGUGGCGGGAAGCGGAGCCUGCCAGUGCCACGGGGAGCAUCGCCACGAUGCGAACCAACUGCACGUGCGAGCUUGACGGACGCCGCAAAUCCAUGGCGUCAGAUGCUCGCCGCGCCGCUAACCCCAUUCUUCAAGAGAUCGACGCGCUCGAAGACAUGACUUACGAUGCCGCUUCGUGGUCACCUCACGGUCACUCGCAUCAUAACUAUCAGGACCCCCACAACGCCUCUCUUCGCCAAAGCCACGGCGAGCCAAUCACAGCGGACCGGCGAGCAUCGUCCAAGCCGUCGCUAAUGGACCGCCUACCUCAGCUGAAAGUCUUUAGUUUCAGGAACCGAGGCUCUACUAAUCGGAAGAUAAGCAAGGGCAGCACUGGCAGCUGCAGCCAGCAAAACAUCCACAUCGGCAUUCCCAGUUCUGGCGACAUUUUUGGCGAAGCGUGGAAUAAUCUGGACGACAAAUCCGUGAUGUAUACCGACUCGCGGAUACUCGCUCGGCGGAAUAAGCUACACGACUAUCCCAUCAGCAUACAGUCGGAUCCCAGAGUGCAUGCUUGUAGCGAGGAUGUGACUGCCCCUGGAGUGGAGGUGUUCCCAAGGCACCUGUCGUCGCAGGCGGCGGAGCCCUACGUUUUCGCCUACGAGCGGCAUCAUCACUCGCAGGUGUUCUAUUCCAAGUCCGAUAGAGAGGCCAUGUUCGCAGGUAGAUAGUACACUUCGCUUGUUCUCAGGUGUUCUAUUCCAAGGCCUUUGUAGAGUUAAUUCCUAUUCUGGAGUGAACCCCCUUGUUUACAUAGCUAACCCAUGAGUCAUGCCUUCAUGUUUGAAGGCCUUAUUUCUAUUCUCAGUUUUGAAUAAAGUGCACUCUAUGUG
Closterium sp. NIES-67 is the source of this 1768-nucleotide messenger RNA. The record is from the annotation of a GenBank genome assembly. NCBI's taxonomy places the organism in Eukaryota, Viridiplantae, Streptophyta, Zygnematophyceae, Desmidiales, Closteriaceae.